GAUGCGAAUCUGGGGAGAGAGAGAUCCUCUUAAGCUCUUUUCUAUAUUUUUAAAGUUGCAUUGUAUUGAUCACUGCAUUUUGACAACGUGAUAUUUUUUGUUGUCAAGAUCCGUCCAAAGAUUUGCAAUCAGUCCACCGGUUCAUUUAUUUGAGUAUUAAUAUUUGCGAUAAUGGUGAGAAUCAGAGCAGUAAAUCUUACGCAUCAUAUUUUCAGUGUAUUGAAAUCAUGCUUAUUUCGGAACAAGAGAUAAAAAUUUUAUCUCUUACUACAUUGUUCUAUAUUUGGGCAGUAAAGGUGUUUUACAAAAUAUUAUUUGUGACUGACCAAUAUGUGCAUUUUAUUUCGCGGUGAUCCGACGUGUGGUUUUACAAUCUGUGCUAAAUUUACAAGCAUGUAGAUCAACUGUAUUUUACGAUAUUGUGAGUGUGUUACGUUACAUGAUGGAACCGGCUGUGGAAAGAGAAUUUAGUGCCUUAGGAGGCUUAUUUCAACAUAUUAUAUCCGAUCUUAAGAAUAGUGCACCAAUAUGGGAAGAUUUUCUCUUCAAAGCCAGCAAGUUUCAUGGCCAGUUAAGGUCAACUAUAUUGGCUUCUACAUCUUUUUUGGAUUCCUUUCAAAAAAUAGCCGAUAUGGCUACUAGCACUAGAGGUGCUACGAAAGAAAUUGGAUCAGCCUUAACCCGGUUGUGUUUGAGGCAGAGAAGUGUUGAAGCAAAAUUGCAAAUCUUCGCAAAUGCUUUACAGGAAGGUUUAGUCGGCCCUCUACAAGAAAAAGUCGAAGAAUGGAAGAAAACAGUUAAUAAUCUCGAUAAAGAACAUUCGAAGGAAUAUAAGCGAGCCAAGCAGGAUCUGAAAAAGAAGUCAUCAGAUACUUUGAAACUCCAGAAGAAAGUCAGGAAAGUUGGUGUCAUCGAUAUCAGGAGGACUCUGGAUUAUGCACUUCAGGAUGUAACAGACAAAUAUCUUCUGCUCGAAGAAAUCGAGAAGCAAUCUGUUCGUAAAGCCUUAAUUGAAGAGAGGAGUCAUUAUUGCUUAUUUGUUGGAUAUUUGCAACCAGUUUUAGAAUCUGAAAUAGCUAUGCUGCAUGAAAUCAAUCAUAUUCAGGAAAUAAUUGACACCCUUUCAAAAAUAACUGGUGAUCCUCAUCUUUUACCUUCUGCUAGUGAACAAGUUAUCACUGAUGUUAAGAAAUCUGAAAAUACUUGGUCCUUUCAUGAGACACCUCCUGGAUCUCCAAGAUCAUUAGGUUCUCGAAAAUCAAGUGUUUGCAGCAUCAGUAGUAUCAAUAGUUCUUCUAGUGGAAGCUUGAAAUCUCACUCCUCUCGUCAUCUUUCCCAUUCACAAGUACAGACUUUGGGCAGGAAACAUUUAAAUAGCGUUGCUUCACAAGAUUCUGGUUUUACUUCUCAAGACACUUUAUUUUAUAAUAAUAUGAAUGCUUCAGCUGAAUAUUCUCAGCUGUGUACCUUUCAAGAAUCCAUUCCAGCGACUUUCAGUACUCCUUCAUCACCAGUACCUGAUGUCACAUCCACUUGGCCCAACCUCCAGGAAUCAAAUUCACCAGAGAAGGAUUCCUCCAGUUUGCUGAAUAAGUAUCAACGACCACACACUAUAUCAUCAGCUUAUGAGAAAUCCAAUCAUAAUCGUCCUGCAUUAACAGUGCAUACAUUUCUACCUCUUGACCAAACUCCAGAUUUAAGGAGUAACUAUGGAACGGUUGGAACUUUCAAAUCUUUUGGAAGCAAGUUUAAGGAUAGAAACUGCAGCAGUCAACCUGGAACUCCAGUAUACAGCAGACCUUCUCUACCGGAGAGGAGUGAUAACUGUUAUAGGCCUAAACCAAUUCUUCCUGAAAAAUCUGCUUCUGUGAAAGCAAAACAUGAUAAAUUAUACAGUGAACCUAAUAAAAGCGUUCCUGAUUUCAACAGAACACCACCUGAUCAAGUUGUUCCUCAUCCCAUUUAUGCCAAUGCUUCUGAUUUAGCUUCAAAAAAGUCACUGAGUGAUGAAAUUUAUUCAGGUGUAUCAGAAAGUACAGAGGUACAAAAUCGUAAGGAAUUUGCUGCUGUUUUGAAUGAAGGACUUUUGAUGCAGUCCAAAUGGAUUCGAUCCGAGAAAUCUUUUUCUGAAAGUGAAUCAUCAGCUCCUUCUGUUCCAAAGCAUGGCCGUUCUGCAGGAGGCAGUAGUGAAACUCUUCCCAGAUCAAGAGGAAGCUUCACAGAAGACCAAAUUUUAGAAUGGCAGUUUCAGAAUUUAGGUUUCUCAAAUGAGUCAAAUAUGGUAAACCAACAAGGUAAUCAGCGUAGACCUAUGUCAAUUGCAGGUAUUUCGACGGGAUUUUUACUACCACGUAAAGCAAACACCUUACAGCGAGUUGGAUCCUGUGCUGGUCCUAAACCUCCAACCCCUGUGCGAAGAUCUUCCUCCAUUACAACAUCAGCAUCUCAAGGGAAAAUUUCUGAAGCUAGUGUAUUAAGUAAACCUGAAAGCUCUGCACAAUCUAUGAGUUCUGGCGCUGGUGAAACCAGAUAUUCUCCAAAUCUCAGAGAAUUCAAGAGAAGUCAUUCUACAUUAUCUUCACCCCAAGAAAAAUUCGGACAUACCCUAAGGCAUGUGGAAAUAGGCAACUUAUCUGAGAAAAGCAAUAGUAGUUCAUCUCUAAAUAAGGAGGCUUCAAAUUCCGAAAACAAUAUUGUAACCGAUGUAUCAGACAGUAGAGCUCGUCUGAUACAUGAUUUAAACUCUGUCAUGCAACAGAGAAAGAGCACAUUAAAGAAGCAAACUAGCCAAGGUGACCCUCCUGUUGUUCCUCCUCGGAAUACUUCAAAGCAGGAACAAAAUGGCUCUAAGUCAAAUGAACACUUUGCAUCAGUGGACAAUGCCCUGUAUGGCCGUUUCACAAAAAAAGAGAAAACGCCUCACACUUUCAAUGCUAAGCCGGUGCACUCACAAGAGCUUCAGAAACAGUUUCAUCAAAAGCCAAGGCUCAAAGAAUGCUUGUCUCAAGGAGAUCUCUUCCACUGCUCUAAGGACUGGGACCAGCCGUUCAAGCAUAAGAAUGGCAAUGAUGUACCUGAUAAUGAUCGACUUCUGAAACGAUCGUUUGUUGCAGCCCUAAAUGCCAGGCUGGCCGAACACCAGCGUAUCGAAUCACAGACUGAUGACAAGCCCCACAUUGCUCCAUGGUUAAAGAACGACAAAAAUUACCUGACGUGGAAUUCUGGGUUUCAUCGUUUGACACCCCAAGUUUCAUUGAUGGAUCAGAUAAAACAGGGCACAAGGCUUCGUAGGGUCACCUGCAAUGAUAGAUCUUCUCCCCGUUUUGCGUGACGGUUCUAUGUGGUUUUCAUUUGCCACAUGUAGUCGGUAGUCAUCUGGAAUGACUAAAUGCGAUGUAUUACAUUUGUGGCAGAUUUGUAUGUGUGUGUGUGUGAAGCAUGCUGUUUUGUUUUUGUAACAUUAUUUUUUCCCCUCCCACCUAUUUUGUGUUGGACAGAUUUGAAAUUUCACAGAUAACCAUUGAGAUGGUUAAUUUGUCAUCAUCAUCACUCAUUGAAUGUAAAAUAUCAUCCUGCUUUUUUUUUUUAAUUAUAAUAUCUAUGUGUAGUACAUAGUACAUAGUUAGCCUUGGUUUCAUGAGGAUUUUGAAGUAUUCUGUAUAUUUUUUAAAUCAUUUCUUUAGUUUGAUUCCUUUUCAUAAUUCGUAUUAAUGCCUUUUUUACUUUUAAACUGUAUAUUUUUAAGAAUAAACUUGAAAUCAUUGAUAUGAUUAUGAAAUCAUACACAAUUAAAUACUUUUAAAUGAACUUAUAAAAAUAUCUAAAUUUAUUCAACUGUCACAAGCUUUAAUUUCUAUCAAAAAUUUUGGAUAUGAUAAACUUUUUUAAAAAGCUGUGCUUUGGGGUGAUAUGAUUCUGUUUAAAAUCAGUAAUUAGUUGAUAAAAUAUCCCACCCCUAUAAAAAAAAUGUAGGAAAUAUAAAAUUUCUUAGUCUGAAUCAACAUUUUGAGGUGAAACAAUAAAUUCUGACAAAUAUAAUUAUCAAAUUUUUAUCCUAGUCAGGCUUAAAAAGAGAGAGACAGAAAAAAAAAAAAAGCUUUUGUCGUCUGUAUGAUUUUAGAAUGAAAAAGAUUUUUAAAAAAUUCUUACUGUCAAAACAUUUUGUUUAAGAUAAGAAUUUGUGAUAGAUUAAUUUUUUAAGCUUUUGUUAUUCUUUUUUUUUUUAUAUUGUGACUGUGUUUCUUAAAAUAUAGAAUUUUGAAGGCCAAGAUUUUUCUGAAAAGU
Molecule: messenger RNA, 4284 nt
Organism: Argiope bruennichi
Lineage: Eukaryota; Metazoa; Arthropoda; Arachnida; Araneae; Araneidae
Product: protein MTSS 1-like
Exons: 17
Coding region: 440-3331 (963 amino acids)
Biological process (GO): cell projection assembly; plasma membrane organization
Cellular component (GO): actin cytoskeleton; cytoplasmic side of plasma membrane
Molecular function (GO): actin binding; phospholipid binding
Source: RefSeq, a predicted model, not a curated record